AUGAUCCCCGUCGCCUCGGGAUCCGGUACGCGACCACCAGGACCACCAAUCAACCGGAAUGGAUCAUAUCCGGAUGCACCACCAGGCAUUCGCCUGAGUCAAGCACCUAGCCUCGGUCAGGGACGAGAACGAGGACGACCUGGAACGCCGGCGGGAACAAUCGCUGGUGCCGUGCCUGUGUCUGCUCCUGUGCGGCCCUCUCGCAAAGGCAAGGAGAAGGCCGUCGAUCAGGACAGCAUCAAUACACUUCAGCACGAGCAGGCUGACAUACAAGACAAGCCGGUACCACAAAAGAGCGCCGUUAAAGGCUCGUCGAGUCGCUCGGAUUCAGCCUCGAUCGCCGCGAAGGACAAGGUCAAGUCCGGCAAGAAGAAGGUCAGGAUCGACGUGGCCGAGUCAUCCCACUCGGAGUCUUCUCCAUCAUCGAACGCGUCGGCUGACGGGGAUGCCGAUGACGGCGAGGACGAGGAUGCCGAUGCCGAAGCUGAGGCCGAUGGGGAUGGGGAAGGGGACGAGAGUGAAAUCGGACCAAGCUCCCGCAGACAGAGCUCUGGACACAUCGGCCAGGCCGAAGAUCUCGAAGCGUGGGACUGGGACUGGGCAGACCCGUCGAGUCUACCUAUACCUGGCGUCGCAGGGCGCAAGAAGGAGCUCAAGUAUCUUGACGAGGCCAUCUACAAAUCGGCCCUUUUCGAUGCCGCCGAGCAAAGGGUCGACCUGGCGAGGAUGCUGCUCGAAUGGCAGGCCCUCAAGUCGAGGCAGGAUCAAGUCGAAUCGAGUACAAUUGCAGCGGAUGAAAUGCUCCCACAUCAAACGCCCCUUGAACCAUCGCUCGAGCACAAUAGGGACGAACCAGGUCAACCUACGACCAGCGACACAGAGGGGCCGAGAGCGCCCCGAGAGAGUCUGCCUCCCGAGUCGAUUCCCUCCGAGGUACCCAUACCAUCGGCGGCCUUUCUCGAAAAAAUGUCUAGAUGGCCUUUACAUCCCUCGCGGCUACCUCCUCAAGACGUCGCCUUGUCAUUGGAAGACGCGUUCCACGAUCUCGUUGCCGUCGCACUCGAAGACUCGGUGCUGCUGAACUUGAUCCGACCCGCGCCCAGUCCACGCCCUCCACGGGCUCGAAGCGCCUAUCAGGCCAAUGCGCCGUUCGCCGUCCACGUCGACCCACCAAACAACCUUUCAUCCGAACAGAACGGUAAAACCAGUGGUCUGGAUCCAAGUUUGCAAGAUGACGACUUGGACUCCAUCGGGAGCGAAGACGAGGAUGAAGAAGAAGUGCUCACAUCAUCGCUCGACGAUACUCUUGACGAGGCAACCUUGCGCAAUCCUCAUCUCCCUCGCUUACUGCAUCUGCUCGAACAAACGACUGAAAUACUCAUCGAAGGAAUGUUAGAGCGUGUCCCUUUAGGCCCACCGCCUCCGAUGGACUUUUACCAACGGACCGGCGCGAUCGAUCCGGUCCAACUGCCACGGGCUAUGGGGUGGGAAACUGUGCUCGAUGUUGUAAAAGGGGUCGAAGGAAUAUCAUCAAGGUACAACGGAUGCACCUGUGAAAUUUUGAAUGAAUAUCAGGCGAGCGAGCUAACUUAACGUUGCUGCUGCUGGCAUUUACAGUGUGAUCGAGGAGCUCGAACAGAGCAUGACGAUCUUAUAUGGACCGGCAAGCCAGGAUCCACACCCAAUCCAAGUUUUGCCGCCUCUGAUCGCUCCUCGCAAGGUACGUCUACCAAAACGUCGGGAUACGGCUCCACCAGAUCCAUCAAAGAGUCGAGAGCAGAGUACGAGGCCGAAGGACACUACGUCUCCCGCAUCUGACGAGGAGACGACGUAUCGGGGGAAGAGGCAGAGGCGAGAUUCGACCGAGUCGAUCGAGCACGAGCACAAGAGGUCCAGGCAGACGACCAUGUAAGCCGGAAUGGCACGAAUGAAGUAUUAUGUGCCGGCUGCUGAACUUGUGUUUAUUCUUUGCUCGUAUGUAGCACUCGCUCCCGUUCAGCCUCACAACAGGCGCUGUCAGGCGGUGCUAAUUCGGACAGGACGGGCUCGCACGACGAUGGAGUCAAUGAAGCCCGUGAGGCUCAGAAGUUCACUGAUGCGGAGCCCGAUGAUAACGAUGGGAAAGAGGUGGCAACUUUGUUGUCGUCGCUCUUGGUGGUUGGCGCAAGAACCGCGCCUGCUUGA
Messenger RNA from Microbotryum saponariae, 2184 nucleotides. The record is from the annotation of a GenBank genome assembly. NCBI's taxonomy places the organism in Eukaryota, Fungi, Basidiomycota, Microbotryomycetes, Microbotryales, Microbotryaceae.